AUGAAUAGUGAUGGUUACAUUCCUGUUGAUUCCGAGUUUACACUAGAAACACCAGAUAAACAGACGAAUCCACUUGUUAUAAAAUCUAUAGUUUUUGGUGUUAUAUUACAUUUGAUAAUUCUUCUUUCAUACAUAAUAAAACAUAAUAAAGACAAAACAAAUAAGUCAAUCAAUAUCACGAUAGUUUUAUUAUUAUAUUUUCUCAAGUUAUAUACUCUAAGAAGGCUGAACAAGUCCGAUCCCGGUGUGAUUCCUUCUAAUACUGACUUAUCUGAAUACUUGGAAACUAAUACACAGGCCAAGUUAAUUGAUGUAGAUGGUCACAAUUUCCUUCAGAAGUGGUGUCGUAAGUCAAACUCUUUUAUUCUGAUCAAUUCUUUUAGAAAAAUUUUGUCCAACUGUAUCGGACACAACAACUACAAGAAUUUUGUUUUCUUCAUAUUUUUGGUAAUGGUCAUAAAGGAAUACUCAUUUGUAUUACUAUUCAAGAUCAUAAAAGUAAUAACCUAUCAACCAUUUCUAUUCUAA
Molecule: messenger RNA, 528 nt
Organism: Theileria annulata
Lineage: Eukaryota; Apicomplexa; Aconoidasida; Piroplasmida; Theileriidae
Exons: 4
Coding region: 1-528 (175 amino acids)
Source: RefSeq, a predicted model, not a curated record